Colossoma macropomum (tambaqui) is the source of this 5365-nucleotide messenger RNA. It is a transcript of the gene herc3, whose product is annotated as HECT and RLD domain containing E3 ubiquitin protein ligase 3. Bases 729 to 3866 code for a protein of 1045 amino acids. The transcript is spliced from 26 exons. Lineage: Eukaryota; Metazoa; Chordata; Actinopteri; Characiformes; Serrasalmidae. The record is from RefSeq and is a predicted model, not a curated record. Gene Ontology annotation, molecular function: ubiquitin-protein transferase activity.
UAAUCUGAAGCUGAACUUCCUCCUUAUUGUGGGCAAAACAGCACAGCGAAAAGAGAAAAUAGCGAAAGGAGGAGAAAAGAGGAGAAGGAUUAUGACCCGCACAAGGUGUUCUGUCUGCAGAUGGAAAGAUUGUGAUGAUCGUUUACGGCAACUGCCAACACUGCAGAAUAAACACACUUUUUAAAGGCAAUACAGCUGAAGACAGAGGGCUCCUGAUUAGGGUUAAAGAGAAGCUACAGCGUUUCAGCGUCGUGACUAUUCAAGCAAUAUUUCAAAUGCCAGAACCUGCUGAUGACUAAUAAAACAGUGACAGCUACUUAUUUGCAAAGAGAUGUAAAAAUCUGUCAUGGCAGCGGCGUGAGAAACGUCUGCUUGCACGCCAGCAUUUACAGCUUCAGUCGUGCAGGCAAACGACACUGCACAGUUUUGAGCUUUCUCUGUCACAUCAUUAGUUAAUGAUCAAGUCCUUCUGGAGCUGAGUGAGGUGUGGAUAGAAAAGGAAAAGACUAAACUGUACUGCAUGAAUGGACAACAGGACUGGUGGAAACCCUGCACUGUUCUUUACUGGAAGUCAGCAGACUAGUAACUGAUUUGUCAUUCCCAUGAAGGGGAGAAGGCAGGGCUGCUCAGCCUAGGGCACUCCCACCCUCCAUCUCCCUCCUUUGUGUCCGUCCAUCUCCCUCUCUCCAUCUCCGUCUCUUGUGCUCUCUCUCUGUCUCUGAGUGGUAAUGCUGUGCUGGGGCAGUUCGGCCUGGGGUCAGCUGGGCCUUGGUGACUCCGAGAGUGCUGUGUUUGAGCCACGGAGCUGCCGUAUGUUGAACGGGAAGGGGCUGAAAGAGGUGGCCUGUGGAGGACAGCACUCACUCUUCCUGCUACAUGAUGGGAGCGUGUACACGUGCGGCUCCAACAGCCGUGGUCAGUUAGGCCAUGAGAAGCCAGGAGCAAAGCCAGAAUUGGUGGUGGCGUUGGAUGCGCAGAAGAUUGCAAGCGUGGCAUGUGGAGAGGCCCACUCUCUGGCAGUAAAUGAGCAGGGCCAGGUGUUCGCCUGGGGUACCGGAGAUGGGGGUCAGCUUGGUCUAGGGACAGUGGAGGAGGCUGUCCGAGUGCCCAGGUUAAUAAAAAAACUGUGUGAGCAUCGAAUCUCUCAAGUCAUGUGUGGAAACCAGCACUGCAUAGCACUUUCUAAAGAUGGUCAGUUGUUCACAUGGGGUCAGAACUCCAGUGGUCAGCUGGGUUUGGGGAAGGGUGAGCCUAGCUCUCUGUCUCCUCAGCCCCUCAAAUCUCUGUGUGGGAUCCCGCUGGCUCAGAUCAGCGCUGGGGGAGACCACAGCUUCGCCCUUUCUCUCUCUGGAGCCGUGUUCGGAUGGGGCAGGAACAGCGCUGGACAGCUGGGCCUCAAUGACGAGCAAGAUCGGGCCGUUCCCUGCCAUAUUAAAUUCCUUCGGUCCCAGAAAGUGGUCUACAUCAGCUGCGGAGAGGAGCACACAGCCGCUCUGACCAAGGAUGGAGGCUUAUUCACAUUUGGAAAUGGGUCAAGAGGACAGCUAGGCCAUGACUCCACCAAUAAUGAGCCUCUGCCACGCAGAGUUCUGGAGCUCAUGGGCACGGAAGUGUCUCAGAUCGCUUGUGGCAAGCACCACACCUUGGCGUUCGUGCCCUCCACUGGCCUGGUUUACGCCUUUGGCUGCAAUGCUCACGGCCAACUUGGCUUAGGAACCAGAGGACAUGCCAAGAUCCCCAUGCCUGUCCGAAAUAUUCAGCCUCCAUAUCUCAGCAGCACACAAACAACAGACACAGAGAGAUACAGCAUCAACAGGAUUCACUGCGGAGGGGAUCACAGCUUCCUCUUGCUGUCACAUGACAAGAGAUGCCCAGAGGACUUUCGCAUUAUCAGCACGUCUAAAAGCAUUUCUCUGAUUAAUUAUGAGAGUCUAAACAGUUGGAGAUUGAAGCUCCUCGACAAUUCGGAUUCCAGCAUCACAAAUGACAUCAUCCUUCUGUUGUCCUCGACUGCAUGUUGGAACGCCAGCUUUUUGGACCAGAGUGAUGAUGGCCAUUUUAAAACCAAUCCCAAAGUCCCUGGCAUCGAUCUCAACUCAGUCAGGCUGCUGUUUGAGACAUUGAUGAAGCCUGCCUACUCAAGGCUACUGGAGCAGACCACCAAGAGCUUUGAGAGCUUGCUGAUUCCUCAGCUCCCCUGCUCCCCUCCUGAUGUGGAGGCCAUGCGCAUUUACCUGAUCCUUUCUGAGUGUCCAGCCCUCCACGACUCCAAAAACUACAUCUCCCUCACCAUCCCUCUCGCCAUGGCCAUCCUCAGACUGGACACCAACCCCAGUAAAGUUCUAGAUAACUGGUGGUCACUGGUGGACUGUGAAGUUUUCUCCAGGCUGGUGGAGAUGUAUAAGAGUAUCGUGGUGUUUCUGCUUACCAGUGGCAAGGCCCUCCUCAUCCCUGUAUUUCUGGAGAGCUAUAUUAGCGCUACGCUACGACUGCUGGAGAAACUACACAAAGUGAACCAGAAAGCCCAUCAUGUGGAGUACAAUCGCUUCUACAUCCCCGAUGUCACUAGUCUGGUGGACAUCCAGGAAGACUACCUCAAGUGGUUUCUGAGCAAAGCUGAGAUUAAAAUGCGAUCUCCUCCAGUACAGAGUUCUGUCACAUUAUGUGCCUAUCCGUUCAUAUUGAACGCUCAAGCCAAGACAACCAUGUUGCAGACAGAUGCUGAGCUGCAGAUGCAGAUGGCAGUGAGUGGAGCCAACCUGCACAAUGUUUUCAUGCUGUUAACCCUGGAACCUUUGCUGGCGCAGAACCCCUUUCUAGUGCUCCAUGUGCGAAGGGAUCACUUAGUCAGUGACGCACUUCGGGAGCUUACAAUCUACAGCGAUGUGGAUCUGAAGAAACCCCUAAAGGUGAUUUUUGAUGGCGAGGAGGCAGUGGAUGCCGGAGGAGUCACCAAAGAAUUCUUCCUGCUCUUGCUGAAGGAGCUGAUGGAUCCAGUGUAUGGCAUGUUCACCCACUACCCAGAAUCCAACCUGCUCUGGUUCUCUGAUAAAUGUUUCGUGGAACACAACUGGUUCCACUUAAUCGGCAUCGUCUGUGGCCUGGCCAUCUAUAACUCCACAGUGGUAGACCUGCACUUUCCUCUCGUGCUCUACAAGAAACUUUUGGAUGUUUGUCCUGCUCUGGAUGACCUGAAGGAGCUGUCCCCUACGGAGGGAAGGAGUCUCCAGCAGCUGUUGGACUAUGAAAGAGAUGAUAUUGAGGAAGCCUUCUGUCUCAACUUUGCUAUUACCCGAGAACAUUAUGGAGUGACUGAGGUGAAGGAGCUGGUUCCCGGAGGAGAGAGCAUCACAGUGGACCGGUCCAACAGAGAAGAGUUUGUGCAGGCGUACCUGCGCUAUGUGUUCAUCGACAGCGUGCGGGAGCUGUACUCUGCAUUCUCAGGCGGUUUCCUGAAGGUGUGUGGAGGCCGGAUCCUCUCACUGUUCCAGCCCUCAGAGCUCAUGGCAAUGGUGGUGGGCAACAGCAGCUACAACUGGGAGGAGCUGGAGAAGAAUGCGGUCUAUAAAGGGGAGUUUUCAGCCUCUCAUCCUACAGUGCGGAUGUUUUGGGAGGUGUUCCAUGACUUUCCCUUGGAGAAGAAGAAACAGUUCUUAUUGUUCCUGACGGGCAGUGAUCGCAUCCCCAUCCACGGCAUGGCCAGCCUGCGCAUCGUCCUCCAGUCCACAUCAGCAGCUGAGCACUACCUGCCCGUGGCCCACACCUGCUACAACCUCCUGGACAUGCCCUGCUACAAGACCAAAGAGACGCUGCGCACACGGCUGACGCGCGCCAUCGAGCAGUAUGAGGGCUUCAGCCUGGUGUGAGCGACUCCGUCGGUCUGGGGAGGCCGGAUGCACUGCACUUUUACCCCAAAUACCCAGCGGGGCACAGGGGGGAUAGAACGGAGGAGCCCGAGAGGUCAGGAUGGCCUGUCUGGACCGGCCAUUCCCGACCCAACACCACAGGGUUCUUCCAGCGGCCGAGUAAAGAAGGGGCCUGCACUGGACGGGCACCUUUGCUGAAUUCUAAUUGGGGUAAAUGUUAUUUUCCUAUUGUUGGAGUGUGAGUCUAACGUGACUUUAAUGACCGAGAUAUGCACAUUGUUAUUCAGAGUAUAUUUUCCUUUCCUUUUUUGAGUUAAACUUUUUUAAUCCUUGGAAUCCAAUCCAUGUGGCUUACUGUAGAGGAAUUUAAUGUUCUACACAUUGACUGUACAUAUUUUCUGUUUGGAAUUGAGCCUGAGCAUUUGGUUUGCUGUGGUUUAUAGGCGUUUUUUUGGCACUAUGUUAAAUUGUUUUCCCUCUGCUGUUGCCGGGGAACAAAAAACCUACUAAAACGUCCUCAAUAUCUGACUUCUGACCCUUUGCUUACUCACGUACUCAACAGAUUAUGCAGUACUGUGCAUUCCUGAGUCCAUAUUUACAACAUUGCCUUUAAUAUAGUGAGCCACUAGCGAGGUACGCCUCAAGCUUUUUACUCUUUUCUUUUGUUUUGUUUCCUUUUGCUCUUAAUGGUAAGUGUGCAUGCAAGUGUGGCAUACGGAGUGGAAGCUGAGCCUGCUUAUGACUGUUUAGUGUAACAAUAAAUAUGUAUAUGGUAAACCCAAACAUUUUAUUUAUGGUUUAAAAAGGAAAAAAAAAAAAAAAGCUGAUUCCUAAAAAUUUGAAAGCUGCAAAUAUCACUGUAACUUGUGUGAUUGCAUUGAGAAUCACAAGGAAGCCUUUGGUUGAUAUUUUGUUGAAGGAAGAGAUCCAGCAAUAACUGGGCGAUGCAUCUGUGUUUGGUUGGUUUUCUUUUUCCAUUUAAAUGCUGGCCUAUGCACUAUGAAUCUGUUAAACGUUCCUUUUUUAAAAAAGUCUUUCAAACGACAUUGCAUUUAUAUUUGAACGACUUCCUGACGUCUGCGCGUUGCAGGGCAUGUUAAAGGGAUUUUUUUUUUCUUUGCACAGCCGUGGGUGACAUUGUAAAGUACUGGAUCAGAAUGACUUGCUGCGUAGCUAAAGGAGGAUAACGUGAAGAAGAGAGUAGUUCAUGCAGAAAUCUCACGAGAGGAGCGCUGCACAGGCCCUGGAGACAUGAGCUGUGUUCACUGCAUCCUCUCAUCUACAUAUUGCUGCAGGAGCUGGAGACGCGCGUUCAUUCGUUCACAGUUCACCCGCGAGCAUUCCUAUCCAAUACGUUAUUAUCAAUGUAAGCAAACAAGGGCUUCUUAGUGGCUAUUGAUGCAUUAUUUUGGUAAAGCAUAUUUACUUUUAUACCUCUCUCAAAUGGAAUAUAUUGUUUUAUCUAUUUUUUUUCCAGAACAAAUAAAACUAUAAUUCCA